AUGAAAAAGAUUAACACAACCAAUAAAUGUAUAAAUAUGAAAUUAAUUAAAGUACCUAAGUAUUUAGGAGAUUUAUUCAUAAAUAUGAGAAACGAUACUAAUAUCGGUACAUUAAAUACUGACAGUUCUCAACAAUUAGCUAUUAAGUUGAAUAAUUCACUUAAAGGAUCUGUUCCUAUGGAUCAUAGAGUUAUUAGAAAACAUAAAGAUAACACAGUUGUUGUUAACACUGAAUUAGACAUUGUAGGUACUAUUGAUGGUGAAAUCCAAAUACUCCCUGUCAUAAAUAAAGAAUAUCUUGAUUUUAAGAAAAAAAUUCAAUCAGCAGAAACAGACACAAAUCAAGCUAGAUUGGUCAACUAUUUUGAAGAAAUUAAGAAGGGAGACAGUUACGCCCGUAUCAAACAACAAGAACUGGACAACAAAGAAAGAAGAAAACUUAUGUAUGAAAAGAGGAGAGAAAGACUUGAAAGGUCUGAUGUGUUAAACUUAAUUUUCAAAGCGUAUGAAAAAAAUUCCUUCUGGACUGUUAAAGAUUUAGCUAAUUUUACAGGUCAACCAGUUGCUUAUAUUCAAGAACUCAUAACUGAAGUAGCUGAUUUAAACAAAAAUGAUCAUAAAAUUACUUACGGACUUAAACCUGAAUAUCAAUAA
Molecule: messenger RNA, 654 nt
Organism: Hepatospora eriocheir
Lineage: Eukaryota; Fungi; Microsporidia; Hepatosporidae
Source: the annotation of a GenBank genome assembly